Messenger RNA from Gossypium arboreum, 859 nucleotides. Its product is annotated as CRIB domain-containing protein RIC5. Lineage: Eukaryota; Viridiplantae; Streptophyta; Magnoliopsida; Malvales; Malvaceae. The record is from RefSeq and is a predicted model, not a curated record. Bases 94 to 630 code for a protein of 178 amino acids. The transcript is spliced from 4 exons.
AUCUGAGAAAACAAGUAUAUCUUUCUACUUUUGAGUGAGGAAGAUUUCAUAUUUGCAUAGGUAAAGAAUCCGCCAUUGUUGAUUACAGCAAAAAUGAAGGGUCUUUUAAGAGGUUUGAAAUACAUUUCCCAAAUUUUUGAGGAUGAAAAAGAACCAGAAAUGCAAAUUGGAAAUCCUACAGAUGUAAAACAUGUUGCUCAUAUCGGUAUGGAUGGUCCUUCCGCCAAUAAACCGAGCUGGAUGGAUGAGUUCAGUUCUGAGUUCUCAUCAACUCCUGUAAAUGGUAAUCAACAAUUAAAGCCUCCACCUGCAGGAAAUCAGGACUCAUUACCACCUACUAGCAAUGAGAAGCAAAAGAAGUCGAGACGCAAACAAUCCGCAAGCAUCGGCUCACCUGGAGGAGGUUCACCGAAAGUGUCCGAGAAGAAAGCUAGGCGCCAGCGUACAUCGAACCUCUCAAUGGAAUCCACUAAUCGAGAUUUAUCUUCCCGUGAAAGGCGAAACCGUCGUGCCACUGAACCAUCUUCUCAAGUAGUACUACCUGACAUCCCGAAAAAAUCUCGGCAAAAGAAACCAAAGGAAUCAUGUGGAUCAGAUAGGUCUCCUUCGCCAUCCAGAUUCGAGUAUUGAAGAGAUCAAAGUUUAGAAGCGUGUGUUAUUUGUAAAGUACAGGUUUUAAACUUAAUUUUUUUUCCAAAAAAAGAAUUCAUAUAUUUAGAGAAUAAUUCUUUUAUGUUGAUUUCCAAUUCCAAAGUUGGAAAAAGAUAUUAUGAGAAAUCCGAAUAACAUAGAUUAUCAUUGCAUCACAAUGUAAAUCUCCUAUGAAUGUUUACUUCAAUACACAACAGUCAAUUCAGUU